Messenger RNA from Neodiprion virginianus, 2342 nucleotides. RefSeq lists its product as uncharacterized. Lineage: Eukaryota; Metazoa; Arthropoda; Insecta; Hymenoptera; Diprionidae. The coding region runs from base 204 to 821 and encodes 205 amino acids. The record is from RefSeq and is a predicted model, not a curated record. The transcript has 3 exons.
UUCGUUCAUGAUUAUUUUUGGCCGUUACUACACUGUUGCGUGAGUAAUCGUGAAGUCAGUCGAAACUCGAAGAAUCGGGUAGUGGGUCCUAAGCCUCUCGUUGGGUCGGGAGUGUCUCGCCCAUAAGGAGAAUCUGCGCCAGGUAUUACAGUGUGUGAGUCGCAGUUUGCAGGCUCUUUAAAUAGCCGAAAAGAUAUUAAAAGAUGAACAUGUCGUUCUCCAAAACGAACGGCUGGAAGCCGAGUAACAACGGCCAUGCAGAAACCGAGACCAACAAAAAUUACCACGGAUUUCGGGAAAAGUUACAGAUAAACGAAUGGACCUUCAGCUUGUUCCUAUUCUGCUUCUCGCUGUCGAUUGUUAUCGGGAAAUUACUCCUGAAUUACGGCGUCGAUUUGCAGUGGCAAAUCCAAGGCGAUUACAAACUGCCGUCAAUGCCCGCUUUUCCUAGCAUCUCCAACCUCUCCGUCAUGAGCAUAUCAAGCCUAAAACCGCGAUUCGAGUUUAGCAGCGAUCGAUUGGUGACUGCUGGUGAAAAGUUAGUUAACGUUAGCCAGCGAUACGAAGAGGCGGUGUCCAGCGCCGUUAUCAGAUUUUCAAGAAACAAUUGGCUCUGGAUACGAGCAACUCUGAGCGGAUUGGCAAUGAUGGGUUUCACUUGGUACAUUGUUUACAAGGACAGUAGUGUACCCGGAGUUAAUCCGCCAUCCCCUUUGAGCCUCUUGAAAAAAAGUGGCCAGUCGUCAAGGUACAGCAUGCAGGUAAACUACUUUGUUGGUGUGCUCAAUGGGAUUUUGAUCUUCAUAUACUUGACUUUGUGAUUUGCGCUAUCGCGUUAUCUCAGGUAAAGUGGAAGACGAGAUGUUGUGUUCGGAGCAGCUAACACUUUAAAAGUGUAUUGUUUUGUUUGUAACGCAAAUCUUUGAUGAAAGUAAUUGAUCAAAUAUCUGUGUAGUGCUAUAUUGUACAGUAUAAACACACACAGGCAGACACACAUUACACACACACACACACACACACACACACACACACACACACACACACACACACAUAUUCAAAAUAUAUAACAUAGUUGUUUAUUUUAUUUAUUAUGAUUUUUUAUAACAUGUAAAUUCAUGUCGUUAUUUAUGGAAAACUUAUAUAAAUAUUAUGGAUAUGUCAAGUAUUAAUCUGAUGAAUAAUUAGAGUAAUAUUUUAGCUUAUUUUUAUCUUUUUUCUGGUCUUUUGUCACUAUGUACCUAGGAAAAGCUCAUGUAUUUAUGUUGCAUGGAUUAGCGUGCAUUACUAUUGCACUUCUAACUUGCAGUUCACAAAAUGUUUUUUUUUUUACUUUUCCUUCAAUUUACGAUUCCUAUACUAUGCUAUGGUUUCCUACAAAUACACGGGUAUACUUAAGUACAGAGCUCUUUUCGUAAAUCAAACUUGCUAUACAGCGCAAUAUUUACACAUUUUUUUAAGAACGAAAAAAAGAUGAAAGAAGAACAAACUGUUUUGGUACAAAGAGUUUUAUAUACAUAUAUACAAAAUGUGUAAUUUAGGAUAUGAAAAAAUACUAACUAACUAAUCUAACUAAUAUUACUGUAAGACUGACUUAAUAGCUGUUAUAUUUAACACUCAUUAUGAUUGUGCUUUAAAUUGUGUUAAUUGUCACAAGGAUGUGGUCAGAGACAUACUUGGUUUCUGCGGGGAAAAUGUGAUUUUGUAUUACGUAUUAUACUGGUUCUAUCUAUGAAUUAAUUGUAUCACAGAGUUUUUUACACAUAUACUUAAACAUAUGUAUACACAUUGCAUCCUUAGUGGCUAAUGAGGAGAGUCACGAUAAUAUUUUUUCUUUCUACUUUUUUAUUUUGCUUGUGAGCAUUAUACCAAUCCAUGUUUUCUUUCGUUGACUGUACAGCUUUAUUUCAUUUGCUCCUAAAUGUUUUUUAGAGAGUCAAAUUCUGUAACUUCAUUGAAUUCGUAUGUCUAGCAUUGUAUUGAUGAUUAUUAUUAUUACUUCCUUCAUGCACAAUUGAUAAGUACGUUAAUUUAAUAGCUACACGUAUGUACAUGAAAUAAUGUACAGAGUGUGGUCUUGUUCUCGGUGAUUGCUACAAUAACAGUUCUCAAUAAAUUUUAUACCCAUACAAAUAGCUUUAUUAAAAUUAGUAGUAUAGGAAUAAUUGAUAAGAACAAACUGGAAUUUGUUCAAAUCGCUUUGAUGCUUAAUUGCUUUCAUCACUAUACAGGCAAAAACUGUAUUAUAUGUACUUCUCAAAUUGUUUUUGGCUAUUUCUUUAAUCAUUCUGUGAAACUCUAUAAGAUUUAUGAAUUGUAGUAGAUUAAAGAACUACUCGUAAUCA